AUGCUUUCCUGGGACAACAAAAGCUCCCACGGAAUCUCGUCACAUGCAAGCGAUGCCAUGAGCGAUGCCAUGAGUGAUGCCAUGGCCUAUGGGAGCCCGUCCUCCGGAGAGGAGGUGCAGCCAUCUAUAAUUCGACGUACGACCACGACUACGACGACUACGACCUUUGAGCCAUCCACCGCAGCCGCUUCGUCAGGUGUCAGUGCAGGUGCAGUUGCUGGUUUAUUGGGAGUCGGUGUAGCAGUGGGCAUGGGCGUUGGGGCGGCGUUGACCUACAAGUCAAUGAAGAACGAGCCGACCCGCCAACCCAUGCAGCAGCUGCCUAGAGAUACUUUUCAAUAUGCACCCUCGCUCGUGGACCGGUCCCAGGGUCCGGAACGAUUCACCAUUCUCGCGCCGAGUCAGUCGGUGGCAAGCUACCAGCAGCAUUAUUCCCGGGAAGGACCUUCAAAGGUCGUCAAGCACAAUCAGGCUUGCUACAGUCCCGCCACCAUCCUCACAAGUGACGAGAUCCGUUGCGCCGUCCAAGCCAGGGAGUACCGUCUCGGUUUCUACUAUCAAGGGCCCGGCAGCCUCUCGCUGUGGCUCCUCGGCCACCGCGCGUGCCGGUCGCGGUGGCAGCGUGGUCUCUGCUCGGCCGUUAGCGUAUCACUCCCCACGUGGAAUGCAAAUGUUGGAUACGAAGAAGGCAAGGACUCUGUAAUGUCAAAACUAGCGACAGGCUAUCCAAGGUUCUUCAUUCACAAGAAAAUCGCCGCCUUUGCGCAAGACAUCGUCGACCAGCACGGACGCCCCGGCCAGACGGCACUGCUGUUCCCGACGCCCAGGAUCGCAAAGAGGUGUCGAACUCCUGGUCGUGAGGCCGAGCCAACGCGCAUCCAUUUCUCCAUCUGUCGCGAAAUCCUGUCGAGCUCCGAGAAGGAGUGGUCGAGGUUCCUCGAAGAGCGGUUCGGUCGGAACUUGGAUUUGGCCCUUGUUGGGCGAGCCAAAUCCGCCAUUAAGCGAAGGAUUGCUGGUGCAGUGGCCGCCGAUGUGGACGGCACCACGUCAGACAGCCCAUCGAUGAUGACCAACUCCCGAGGGAUUACAAAUCUCAAAGAGAACGACGUUUAUCUGUUCCCAUGUGGUAUGAAUGCCAUCUUUAAUAUUCACUACGCCUUGCGGUCCCUCCGGAACUCGCUCAAAAGCAUCAACUUUGGUUUUCCAUACGUCGACACCCUGAAAAUAUUAGAGAAGUUCGGGGCGGGCUGCGUUUUCUAUGGCCAUGGUUCAGACGCAGAUCUGGACGACCUGGAACGGCGACUGUGCGCUGGCGAGCGGUAUUUAGCUCUGUUCUGCGAAUUCCCGGGCAACCCACUCUUGACAUGUCCCGACCUGCGGCGAAUCCGGCGGCUUGCAAACGAUUUUGGCUUCUUCGUAGUCGUGGAUGAAACGAUUGGAACCUUCGCAAAUGUCGAUGUGCUUCAGUUUGCAGACGUGGUUGUGAGCAGUCUGACAAAGAUCUUUUCGGGCGACUGUAAUGUCAUGGGAGGCUGCGCAAUCCUCAACCCUAACAGCUCCUAUUAUAAAGAUAUUAAAGCUGCGAUGGAGGCCGUGUUCGAGGACACGUACUGGCCAGAGGAUGUCGUCUUUAUGGAGCGCAAUAGCCGGGAUUUCCUUUCCAGAGUUGGCCGAAUUAACGCAAACUCGGAAGCCAUCUGCGAUAUCCUCAGGUCCCAUCCAUCGGUCAAACGAGUUUACUAUCCGAAGCACAAUGAAUCCCGACCAAAUUACGACAUCUGCAAGCUACCGACAGGUGGAUAUGGAGGAUUGCUGUCCGUUACGUUCCACUCCCAGCACCAGGCUAUUUCCUUUUAUGAUGCGUUAGAAACCGCCAAAGGCCCUAGCCUAGGAACGAAUUUUACACUCACCUGCCCGUAUGUCUUAAUCGCGCAUUAUCAGGAGUUAGACUGGGCUGCUGGUUUUGGCGCAGAGACUGGCCUUAUUCGAGUGAGCGUUGGCUUAGAAGAAACCGAAGCGCUGAGGAGAAUCUUUCAAAACGCACUAAGUGCAACAACAAACGUGGAGCACUGA
Scedosporium apiospermum is the source of this 2073-nucleotide messenger RNA. RefSeq lists its product as uncharacterized. The transcript has 6 exons. The coding region runs from base 1 to 2073 and encodes 690 amino acids. Lineage: Eukaryota; Fungi; Ascomycota; Sordariomycetes; Microascales; Microascaceae. The record is from RefSeq and is a predicted model, not a curated record. Gene Ontology annotation, molecular function: pyridoxal phosphate binding; cystathionine gamma-synthase activity. Gene Ontology annotation, biological process: transsulfuration.